This is a messenger RNA of Ilex paraguariensis (yerba mate), 1464 nucleotides long. NCBI's taxonomy places the organism in Eukaryota, Viridiplantae, Streptophyta, Magnoliopsida, Aquifoliales, Aquifoliaceae. The record is from the annotation of a GenBank genome assembly.
CCAACCAACCAACCAACCUUUACAUAAUUCUGUCAAAUGCUUCAAAGUGACAUUGCCAAAAUAAUGUCAUUGUUUUCUCUCACCCUUGUGUCAACCCUCUUUCUGGUGGGUAGUGUGGGUGGAAAACCUAAUGGCUUAACCCUAUGGCUCAUUCACCGGGAUUCCCCCGACUCACCUUUCUUCCAAAGUAGCCUUACCUGCAAAAAAGAGAAAACUGGGAAAUUCGUCAGUCAAUCCAAUCAUCGCGCUAGUUAUUUGUCUAAUGUGUCAUCAAAUUCAGUACACCCUCAAAUUGUUCGUCCACAAGUUGAUAUUCAAUCAUUCAGUUACAUAGUUAAAGUUGGCAUCGGCACAUUCAAGGCCACGCCAACGUACAAAGAAUACUACCUGGAAAUGGAUACUGGUAGCACCCUAUCAUGGAUGCAGUGUGAAGGUUGUACAAGGUGCUUCAAACAGACACCGGGCCCUUUCCCUAAGAACAGCUCCAAAUCUUUUCGCCCUAUUCUCUGUGAAGACGGGCUUUGCAGACCAAAAAUAUGUGAUGGGAAGUACUGUUCCUACUCUGUAAGGUACCUGGAUGGAAGCUACACAUAUGGCAUUCUUGCAAAAGAAACUUUCUGUUUUAAUUCUAAUACUUCUAAGAUUGAAAAGGUCGAGAGCUUGAUCUUUGGUUGCGGUAAGAAGAACAACAUAAGGUUUCUCGAUCAAAAUACUAAUAAGGUUGCGGGAAUAAUUGGUCUGGGAUGGGGUCAAUUCUCGUUUGUGACUCAAAUUCACUCUGUAAGUGAUGGGAGAUUUUCAUACUGCUUUCCAGUAAUUAACCAAUACACUCGUCGUCCAAGACAAAGGAUACCGAUGACAUACCUAAGGUUCGGUGCAGAUAUACCCCAGAAACGAGGUCUAUCGAGCACAACAUUGAAACGAAUUGAAAACCAAUCACAAUACCACCUAGAUUUGAGAGGCAUUAGCCUCAACAGGCGAAAACUUAAUAUAGAUGCAGCAGUGUUUGCUUUGAGAAGAACUGGCCAUAGAGGGGGAUGCAUAAUAGACAACAGUGGCACGAUAUAUACACGAAUUAUCAAGCCAGCCUAUGUUAUACUAAGAAGAGAACUGGAAAAACACUUUUCAAGAUUUAGUAACUUGAGGAGGUUCCGGGGUAAUAGUCAACUGGGGGUGAAUUUCUGCUACGAAAGACAGAAGCCAGAAGGUUUUGAAAACCUUCCAUCAAUCACUUUCCAUUUCAAAGGAUUGAAUGCCGAUCUUGUUGUCCAGUCUGAGGGAUGCUUCGAAGUUGUGGAUAAGUAUCAUUCACCAAACAAUCGGGAAUAUUUUUGUUUGGCUAUGGCUCCAAGUGAUGUCAACAGCGUAAUUGGAGCGCACCAACAGACAAACCAGAGAUUCAUUUAUGAUAUGAAAAAUAACCGACUGUUCUUCCACCCAGAGGUUUGUUCUAAAAAUGCAUGA